CGUGGCGCAUUCAUUGCUGCGUCUUGCCAUGCAGGGUUCGGAAUCUUGGCAGGUGGGAUUGUUGCUCUCAUUGUCUCGCUUUCGUUCGAUCACGCGUAUAACGCCCCCGCUUAUGAGGUCGAUCCGGUGGGCUCCACUGUGCCACAGGCUGACUAUAUCUGGCGUAUCAUACUCAUGUUUGGAGCCCUCCCCGCUGCUCUCACUUAUUACUGGCGGAUGAAGAUGCCCGAGACAGCCCGGUACACCGCUCUAGUUGCCAAGAACGCAAAGCAAGCUGCUACAGAUAUGUCCAAGGUGUUGCAGGUGGAUCUCGAAGCAGAACAAGAAAAGGUCGAUAAGCUUGCUCGGGACACAAGGAAGAACUAUGGCUUGUUCUCUAAGGAAUUUGCCCGCCGGCACGGCCUUCACUUGCUUGGGACCACCAGCACGUGGUUCUUGCUGGACAUUGCUUUCUACAGUCAGAAUCUCUUCCAGAAGGACAUAUUCAGCGCCAUUGGCUGGAUCCCGCCAGCUAAAACCAUGAACGCGAUCCAUGAAGUGUACAAAAUCGCAAGGGCACAGACGCUGAUAGCUCUUUGCAGUACAGUCCCCGGUUACUGGUUCACUGUGGCCUUAAUCGACAUCCUCGGUAGGUUUUUCAUCCAGAUCAUGGGCUUCGCGAUGAUGACAAUAUUCAUGUUUGCACUCGCGAUUCCUUACGACCACUGGAUAAAGAAGGGGAAUCACAUUAGCUUCGUCGUGCUCUACUCGUUUACAUUCUUCUUCGCCAACUUUGGGCCAAAUGCGACCACCUUCGUGGUUCCUGCCGAGAUCUUCCCGGCAAGGUUGAGAUCGACCUGUCAUGGGAUAUCUGCAGCUGCUGGAAAGGCUGGAGCCAUAGUGGGCGCAUUUGGUUUCCUCUAUGCAGCUCAAAGUAAGGACCCGAGCAAGACCGACGCUGGCUACCCACCUGGUAUCGGCGUGAAGAACUCGCUCAUCAUGCUCGGUGUCAUCAACCUUGUGGGCGCAGCGUUCACUCUGCUUGUUCCUGAAUCGAAGGGAAAAUCACUCGAGGAUCUAACCGGUGAGAAUGAUGAAGAGGAGAACACUACCGAGCUCGGGAGGAUAGCACCUGCUCCCUGAGAACAGAACGGAUCAAAAAGACAUUCGAUCAACGCAGUCCGAGCAAUUUGAAUCAUCUUUGUAGUUCAUAAAGUUUGUGCAUGCAAUAAUGUAGCUUCCGUUCUCUUCGAGCAUGUUUAAAUUCUUUCGCGGCAUGUACUGGUCACAGUGUCUGUUGUUGGUUAUGGUGUUAUUUGAAUGUUAUUGGUUGUAUAUGUAAGUCCAUUGUUCUACAUUA
Punica granatum (pomegranate) is the source of this 1339-nucleotide messenger RNA. Lineage: Eukaryota; Viridiplantae; Streptophyta; Magnoliopsida; Myrtales; Lythraceae. The record is from RefSeq and is a predicted model, not a curated record.